Acanthopagrus latus (yellowfin seabream) is the source of this 4986-nucleotide messenger RNA. RefSeq names its product La ribonucleoprotein 1B (gene larp1b). The transcript is spliced from 19 exons. Lineage: Eukaryota; Metazoa; Chordata; Actinopteri; Spariformes; Sparidae. Bases 446 to 3694 code for a protein of 1082 amino acids. Gene Ontology annotation, cellular component: cytosol; cytoplasmic stress granule. Gene Ontology annotation, molecular function: RNA cap binding. Gene Ontology annotation, biological process: positive regulation of translation; mRNA stabilization. The record is from RefSeq and is a predicted model, not a curated record.
GCAGCUGGCUGCACGAGCUCCGAGCUGGUAGCGUGGAGCUGAAGCGGAGCAGGCAGACGAGCAGGAGGUCGCUGACAAGUUGUUCUUAAAAAAAGUUACUCAAACUCGCAGGUGAGCCGAUUCAGCGCGUGUCCCUCACAUGGUGACCGACUACGGACUCGCAGGUAACUACGUGUUGGUAUGAAACUGUCGUUCGGGGCGGGAAACGACAACAUUUAGCUCGGGCUCGCUGACUUUUCUGCACGCUCGCUAGCUAGCUAACUGUUAGCUGCAGCAGGAGCUACUUGGCUAGCUGGCUAGCGAGGUCCAGCCCAAAAAGUUGUUUACCUCGAGUUGUGGAUGUGGUCACCCCCUGAGCUUUUCACGACUUUUCUCUGGGAUAAGAGAGCAAGGACCAAAACAUCACACUGGAUUUAACACUGCGCGCUGUUAGGAAACUAGCAGGAUGUCCACAGAGGUUGAGAGUAGUCAGGUCGACUCGGGUUUGACAGCGGCCAGCUCCGGCGGAGCGGAGGAGAAGAGCCAGAACACGUCCGAGGGCACUCACCUGCAGAGAGAGCAGGCAGAACCGGGUCAGAAAGGUUCGGGAGAUGGCCACAGCCAGGAGGCGACCCGGAGCCCGACGGACAUGCACAAGAAAUGCAAAGAAAACGAUAAAGAAAAUGACCAAAGCAGCAACGCUGACUCGGCUGUCGAGGCGGUGAAGAGGAAAGUUGUGGAGGCUCCUCCGCCGAAAGUGAACCCGUGGACGAAGAGGACGACAGGACGGGUCCCGAGCAACAACAUCAACUCCCAGGAGAAAGAUCAACAAAACGCUCUGAAAGUCGUCCGUGCCAGCAAGCCAAGAACGAGAAAAUCCAGCAAGUCGAGUGACUUCAGCGAUAUCACAAACUGGCCCACACCUGGCGAACUGGCCAAAGAGCAACAACAAAAUGUCCUCAACAACAACGGAAAGAAGCCUCCCGCCUCCUCGCGCAGGGAGAAGGAGAAGAGGAGGGAGCGACCGGACAGGAAAUCGGAGAGCAGCCAUGACGGCGGCGAGAGCAAAGAGAACCAGGAGGCUCAGCUGGACCCGCUGGGAGAGCUGCCCAAAGACGGAGAGUCCAAGACGGGACAGGACGCCAAGAGCGCCGCCCUGAAGAAGCGCGGAGGUGAGGGUAACAAACGUAAGUGGGUUUCUCUGCCGCUGGAGGACGCGUCCCGGGACGACAGCGGCGACAAGACGCCCGACGGCGGUCUGGACACGGAUGCCGCCGGCUCGCCCGACCCCACGUCGCCCAAUCACACACUCCAUAAUAACAGGGCGCAUGAUAGCAGCAGGAGUUGGAGAAGUCAGCAGCGAGACUUCGGGGACGAUAACGCCAGCGUCCGAAGCGAUGGCGGGAGCAUUCGUGGAGGAAUACGAGGCCGAGGGAAAGGUCGCGGGCGCGGGAGAGGUCGUGGAAGAGGACGUUACGAAUACUCUCAGAGCUUCCGGGACUCUCAGUCGUCCGACGGCUCGGCUCAGGCGCCCUCAGAGUUCGGCAGCAACAUGGUUUACUACUACGAUGACGGCAACAAGGUCCAGAUGUACACCGUGGACGAAAAGCUUCUUAAAGAAUACAUCAAACGCCAAAUUGAGUACUACUUCAGCCUCCACAACCUGGAGCGAGACUUCUUCCUGAGGAGAAAGAUGGAUGCGCAGGGUUUCCUCCCCGUCUCCCUCAUCGCCAGCUUCCACAGAGUGCAGGCCCUCACCAUGGACAUCAGCCUCAUCAUGGAGGCGCUGAAGAGCAGCAAAGAGGUGGAGCUGGUGGACGACAAGGUUCGCUGUAAAGUCGACCCGGAGCGCUGGCCGAUCCCCACGCCAACGAUCGUGGGCUCCCCUCGGACCGACUUCUCUCAGCUCAUCAACUGUCCCGAGUUCGUCCCUCGCCAGACGCUCAGCUCCACAAACUCCGCUUCAUCGCCUGUGAAGAAGACUCCCGAUGAGUCCGCUGAGCCUCAGGACUCGGCUGAGCCCGCCUCCUCCAGCCAGGAGUCACUCCUCCCCGCCGCCACAGACGCCUCCAAAGACGCCCAGAAACUCGACCCCGACGCCUGGAUCCAGGUGGAGAAACGCCACCGACAGCCCUCCGGGAAGGCAAAGGAGCGCAGCGAGACGUCUCCACGCGCCCGCCAGGCUCCCCCGCAGGCCGAGCUCGACCAGGAGGAGCUGGACUUCCUGUUCGAUGAGGAGAUGGAGCAGAUGGCGCCCAGGAAGAACCGGUUCACCGACUGGUCAGACGAGGACGACUCAGACUACGAGAUGGACGACCAAGACGUAAACAAGAUCCUUAUCGUCACGCAGACCCCUCCCUACAUCCGUAAACACCCGGGAGGCGACCGGACGGGAAACCACGAGUCCCGAGCCAAGAUCACCGGAGACCUGGCCAAAGCCAUCAACGACGGGCUGUUCUACUACGAACAGGACCUGUGGAAGGGCGAGGAGACGGUCGAGUGCACCAAGCAGGAAGUGGAGAACUUCAAGAAGCUGAACGUCAUCACUCAAGAUGAGUUCGAAACUCUCGCCCCCAAAAUGCCCGUCGAUCAGAACCAGGAAGUCCCGUCUAUUCCAGUGCCAGUCGACAGCGGAGCAGAGUUGGCCCGCUCUCUGCCUACAACGGUCCCGGAGUCUCCCCGUACUCACGAGCCCCGAACCCCCAGAACGCCUCGCACCCCCGGACGCCAGGACCCCAACAAGACGCCCCGCUUCUACCCCGUCAUGAAGGAGAGCGGCACCAUCGACGGACAGACGCCGAGGAAGAAGAAAACCAGCCACAGUUCGAACCCUCCUCAAGAAGCCCACAUCGGCUGGGUGAUGGACUCCCGUGAACACCGGCCGCGCUCUGCCUCCAUCAGCAGCUCCAACGCGUCUCCGUCAGAAGGAGCCCCGCUGACAGGAAGUUACGGCUGCACCCCGCAGUCUCUGCCCAAGUUCUGGCAUCCAUCCCACGAGCUGCUGAGAGACAACGGCUUCACCCAGCAGGGAUACCACAAGUACCGCCGACGGUGCCUUAACGAGAGGAAACGGUUGGGGGUCGGCCAGUCUCAGGAGAUGAACACCCUGUUCAGGUUCUGGUCCUUCUUCCUGAGAGACAACUUCAACCGGAAGAUGUACGAGGAGUUCAAACAGUACGCGCUGGAGGACGCCAAAGAAAACAACAGGUACGGACUGGAGUGUCUCUUCAGAUACUACAGCUACGGUUUGGAGAAGAGAUUCAGGUUAGAGCUGUUCAAGGACUUUCAAGAAGAGACCCUCCGAGACUUUGAGAAAGGUCAGCUGUACGGACUGGAGAAGUUCUGGGCCUUCCUGAAAUACUCUAAGAUCAAGAACCAGCCCAUCGACCCGAAGCUGCAGGAACACCUCUCCCAGUUCAAGAACCUGGAGGACUUCAGGGUGGUGCCCCCGAUGGGAGAGGAGGGAGGCAGGAGGAGACGUCACUCGUCCUCGGCCGGGGAUGAAGGGAGGCGUCGGCGACAUCCUUCCAACUCUACCUCAAAACCCACGCAGGCCUCCAAAUCCUCCACCGCUGCUCCUCCUCCUGCUGCUGCUGCUGCACAGAAAGACACACCCAAAGAAAACACCCAGAAAACAUCCGCCGCCUCCUCCCAGGGGAAGAAGCCCACCGAGCCUGGAGCGGCGAAGAAGGAAAGUGCUGCACCAAAUAAAUGAAGCCCCUCCUCCUCCUCCUGUAGGCGUGGGCGUUGGAUUGAAGAGAUGCAGAGCGAUGGCGGCGAUGGCGGCGGCGGCUCCUCUGAGCUCAGCCUUCGUUCUCUCAGCUGCAAACUGUUUGGGUUUGGAGAGCGACUGAGCGUGGUCGACUUAAUUUGAUUGUUUUUAACUGUGCAUUUCAUUUUAAAGCAAAAGCAAGCAAGCAAAGCAAAGCGUAGGCAGCGAGCUUGAAUCAGUGCGCCUGACAGCUACUAACGUUUACAAAACACAACAACAACAAAAAAAAGAAAUGCAUUCCCUGCAUUUUAGCCUUUUUAUUCUCUCUCUCUCUCGGGUGCCAAACUCUUCAACACGAUCUGUACGACAGAAGAGCUCUCAGCCUGUUGAACUGUGAUUCUAGUUUGCCAAGAUCUGAUUCUUGUGUGCCUUAAUGUGACCACCAGGAGGGCGACCGGUGAUGAAACAACCCUCUAAUUCUGCUCUCGAGAAAAAGUCUUCCGAUUUUAAUUAUUCGGGGUUUAAAAAAAAAAAAAAACUGACACCACUCGCAGGUUUUUCCAUUGUAACAUCUUCCGUUUUUUGUUUUUAUUUUUAUCAUGACAAUCAAGUUGACAGCUGCAGUCAUAAAUAAAUUUGUGAAGGACUGACUCCCCCGAGGCUGCUGCUCCUUUAACACUUGUGCUCCCUCGAGUCUGACUCGACGGGCGUCACAACGAAACUACCGCCGCUGGUUUUUAAUUAAAACCUUCAGUAAAGAUGACAAAUUAAUCUGGGGAGCUUUAAGUCCGUUUUACACCCAGAGUUAGUAUAAUUUAUUGUUUUAUUUCUGUUUUUCCAUGUACUUUGAUUUGAUGGAAUAGUCUUAGGUAAUCAUUGCAGUUUUUAUCGGCUUCUUCUGCUUAUCGAAUAUGAUAAUAAAGGAAAACUUUUCUGCUGGAAUUAUGGGUGUGAAGCUAGCAUCAUGAAACUUACAGUAUAUAUCUUAGCUUUGGAAGUUUACUUCGUAUUAUGUGUUUGAGGCUUGGUGCUCUAGAGCACUUAAAUCGUUAACUUUCCCUUUUACUUUAUCGACGGAAGAAGGUUUUUAGAGUUGAAUUUAAAAGAAAAAAAAUGUAAAUACUAUAAAAAAUCAUUUGCUAUUCAAUUAUUCUCUUGAUUUUAAGAAGUGAUUUGUUUUAUCGGUAGUGUGGUUUUUUUUUUGAGUGUGUUUUAGGUUAAAGCGAUGCAUGUUUAAUGCCUUUUGAGUCUUGAAUUGUAAAAUGCAAAAAAAUAUAAAAUAACAGUUGAUUGUA